Molecule: messenger RNA, 930 nt
Organism: Tinamus guttatus (white-throated tinamou)
Lineage: Eukaryota; Metazoa; Chordata; Aves; Tinamiformes; Tinamidae
Product: olfactory receptor 8U3
Biological process (GO): G protein-coupled receptor signaling pathway
Cellular component (GO): membrane
Molecular function (GO): olfactory receptor activity; G protein-coupled receptor activity
Source: RefSeq, a predicted model, not a curated record
AUGAUCCCUGCAAAUGACACCAAAGUGACAGAGUUCAUUCUCUCAGGGCUGACAGACUGCCCGCAUCUGCAGGUCCCUCUAUUCUUUAUUUUCCUGGCGAUGUAUACUGUCACAUUGGUGGGAAACUUUGGGCUAAUCAUAUUAAUCAGGAUGGAUCUUCAUCUUCACACUCCCAUGUACUAUUUCCUCAGCCAUUUGGCUUUCGUUGACAUUUGCUAUUCCUCUGUCAUCAUCCCCCAGAUGCUGGUACACAUCUUGGAAGAGGAGAAAACCAUUGGUUUCUCAAGGUGUGUAGCCCAGCUGUGCUUCUUUGUUGUCUUUGGCAUCACUGAGUGCCUUUUGCUGGCUGUCAUGGCAUACGACAGGUACGUGGCCAUCUGCAAGCCCCUCCUGUACCCUGUCAUCAUGUGCCGGAGGACGUGCGGAUGGCUCGUAGCUGGUUCCUACGCAGUCAGUGUUUUGCACGCAGUGACACACGCCACUUUCAUCCUUGCAUUUUCCUUCUGCAGAGCCAACAUCAUCAACCAUUAUUUCUGUGACAUCCUCUCUUUCUUAGCUCUUUCCUGCUCUGACACCCACAUCUAUGAGGUCGUUGUCUUUGCUCUUGUCAGCACAAACUGUCUCAGCACAAUGACUAUCAUCUUCUUCUCUUACAUUUAUAUCCUUCCCACCAUCCUGAGGAUCUGCUCUCCAGAAGGCAGGAGAAAAGCCUUCUCCACCUGUGCCCCACACCUAUCGGUUGUCACCAUGUUUUAUGGGGCAAUUCUGUUCAUGUACCUGCGCCCCAGCUCCACAAACACACUGGCCGAGGACAAAGUAACCACACUGUUUUACACAGUCAUGACUCCCAUGCUGAACCCCUUCAUCUACAGCCUGAGGAACAGGGAGGUGAAGAUCGCCAUGAAAAGAGCACUUCAUAGACUGCAAUAA